GGACUUGGAUCACAACCAUAUAGAACGAAUACCAGCCAAUUCUAUCAAACUUUCUGUACAGCAAAUGACUAUAAAUUUCAAUCAACUCACCACAGUAGAAGAUUAUUCUUUUAAUGGGUCUCAAAUAUCUGAAUUGUAUAUGCACUCAAAUCGUAAACUGCAUAAUUUGGGAGAGAAUGCUUUCAAAGGAAUGAGCAGUUUGAGGCUACUUGAUUUAUCACAUACUUCGGUAAAAAGUCUUCCUGUGGCUGGGCUAGAGGAACUAGAAACUUUAAAAUUAGAGGGAACCCGCAAGCUGGAAACCAUUCCUAGUAUUUACGAUCUUGGGAACUUAAGGGAAGCGAGAUUGACCCAUUCCUUUCACUGCUGUGCCUUCAAAUAUCCAGCUCAACACAAUCCUGAGAAACAUGCCCUAUUCGAACAAAAUAUGAGGAAUACUUGCAAGCUCCUGGAGAAAUCCAGAACUCAGGGAGUUACGAGAAGAAAAAGGCAUAUACAAAUAACAGAGCUCAAUAAUCUUUCAAAAAAUUCAUCAAAACAAUCAACUGAGAAAAAACUGUUUAUGCAUUCGACGUAUUCAACCGCCCUUCAACAAGAUGAUGAAUUGUGGGUUCCUCUGAGAGGAAAACCUAUUGAUCACGAAAAUAGUCGAGUCUAUGACUAUGACGAUAGUAAUGAUGAAGAAGAAGUCGAUGAUGAUGAUGGUUUUUUUCAUUCUGGAGCUGCCCAAAUAAAUGAUAGUCAGUUGGAUGCCUACUGUGGAAAUAUUAUAUUUCGAAUACCAGAAGUGGACUGUUUUCCAGAACCGAAUGCCUUGAAUCCUUGCGAGGACAUAAUGGGCUCCUCCUGGUUGAGAAUAUCAGUGUGGUUUGUUCUGGUCCUUGCGAUCUUUGGCAACCUAGCUGUUAUUAUAGUGGUUUUCUUCAGCGGUUCGGAAAUAACUGUUUCUAGAUUUCUCAUAUGUAAUCUGGCAUUGGCAGAUUUUUGCAUGGGAUUAUAUUUAUUGCUCAUUGCGUCCAUGGAUUAUCAUUCGAUUGGAACUUAUUUUAACUUCGCCUUCACCUGGCAGUAUGGGGUUGGCUGUCAGAUUGCUGGAUUCUUGACCCUGUUUGCUAGCCACCUUUCAGUCUACACUCUAACGAUUGUAACGUUGGAAAGAUGGUUCGCUAUAACGUUUGCGAUUCAUCUAACCAAGAGAAUCACUCUACGAUCUGCCAUGUAUAUUCUUCUUGGAGGAUGGAUCUUCUCUAUAGUGAUUGCAGCUCUUCCCGUAGUUGGUGUCAGUAAUUACAGUAGCACAAGUAUUUGUCUGCCAAUGGAAAGCAACGAAGUGAUUGACCAAGCAUACCUUUUCACCGUCUUCAUCAUAAACGGAUUGGCAUUUGCUUUGAUCGUUUUCUGCUACGUCCAAAUCUACCUAAGUCUCGGCUAUGAAACCCGCCGAGCUAGCACCAAGGGGGAAAUGACGAUUGCCAAAAAGAUGGCUCUCCUUAUACUGGUCGAUUUUGCAACAGUUGCACCUAUAGCGUUCUUCGCUCUGACAGCACUGGCGGGGUAUCCUCUGAUUGGCGUCACUGAAUCGAAGAUCCUUUUGGUAUUUUUCUAUCCUUUGAAUGCUUGCGCUAAUCCGUAUUUAUAUGCCUUGAUGACCUCUCAAUACAGAAGAGAUUUGAAGAUGCUUGUUUCUAGGUGUAGAUUUUGGAAAAGUAGUCCAAAGCCUCAUAAGGUGACUGUCGUUUUGCCCUUAUCAAAUCCACUUCAGUCAACUUUCGUGUCGCAGACUCAUUCAAAUGGUAAUUGCGGAAAACAUAUAGGAGAUGCGAAAGCAGAAUCCUCGUUUGUAUAAUCUCGAAAAUUUGAUGACGAGAAGUUUAACAAAACUGUGAUUUGAGUCUCAAUCCAAAGAACAUUUUGAAAAUGGUACUAAGGAUUACUCAGUGUAAACAGACAAGUAAAUAAUUAGGGUCAAAAACACAUGAAUUUGGUAGAUACAUCCAUUAGUUUUGUAGAUAUACAUAUGUGACAAAUUAUUCAGAAGAAACGUAUUUUACUAUUAUCAAAUCUUAACAUUUAUGAAAUAUAAUAAGCGUCUUUCAUCUACAACAAACAAAAUGAUUCUGGAAUGUUGAGCUCUGGCUUUGAAAGUUAACAGUCUAUUCAUAUGUAUAGAGAGACACAGCAAAUGUAACAUCUCAAUUAAUGUAUAUGUCUUCGUUUCCACUUUAAUCUAUCUACAAACUUGCUCUUCACUUAUUGCUUUCAAAUUUUCACACUUACGAAUACCUAUAGACAAAAUGUGGUCGAAGCAGAUGUUGCCUCUAGUUGCUUUUAAAUCAAAUAGACA
Messenger RNA from Leptinotarsa decemlineata (Colorado potato beetle), 2344 nucleotides. RefSeq names its product lutropin-choriogonadotropic hormone receptor. Lineage: Eukaryota; Metazoa; Arthropoda; Insecta; Coleoptera; Chrysomelidae. The record is from RefSeq and is a predicted model, not a curated record. Gene Ontology annotation, molecular function: protein-hormone receptor activity; G protein-coupled peptide receptor activity; protein binding. Gene Ontology annotation, cellular component: plasma membrane. Gene Ontology annotation, biological process: activation of adenylate cyclase activity; hormone-mediated signaling pathway; adenylate cyclase-activating G protein-coupled receptor signaling pathway.